AUGGUCACUGACGUCACCUACCUUUACUCAGUUUUGAACCAACAACAAUCGAUUAUGAAUGAAUCUAAAUCAACGGCUCUGAUCACUCGUGAUUUACUCGGUGGCGGUGGUGGUGGUUGCGAUCUCGAUUCGUCUAAGGAAUUAGACCUUGACUUACAUGUUCCUUCUGGAUUUGAAAAACGUCUCGAUUUUAAGAUGACUCCAAGUUGGUGGGGAACUCCGGCUCCAGAUAGUGGAAAGUACACAUGUACAAGCUUAUCUCCAUCAUGGGCCGAAUCUCCCACACCACCUCGAAUUACUGCAGAAAUGUGGGCAUCUGUUACAAAUCAGAAGCAAAGUGAACCGAAAAUGACAAUUACAACAGAUUGUCUAUAUAUAGCACAAACCGAACCCCUUUACUUUCAACAACAAUCUCCAUUUUUAAAGCUUCAAGUUCUUGCAACUCUAGUGAAGAAGAAGAAGAAGAUGGCAUCCAUCUCCACCUCCCUUCCAAUCUCAUCACCCUCCUUGUCUCUGCUCCAAAAGCCAACGAUCACUGCCCGCAGUUCUCCAGUUCUUCGAUUGCCAUCGAUGAGCAAGAUGGGUAAAGUGAGAUGUUCCGUGGAAGGUAAGCCCGAUGUCAUAUCCAACGACAGUGUACCCGAUUUCAUUGUACCAGGAAAGAAUUCAUGGCCAGAGCUUGUAGGGGAAAAAGGAGAAGUGGCAAAAGCGAUAAUUGAGAAAGAAAAUCCACUUGUCAAUGCUAUCAUAAUAUCUGGAAAUUCUCCCACCACGGAUAUGAUGUUUGUGUCCAACCGUGUGAGGGUUGUGGUGAAUGCUGAGGGAUUGGUGACUAAAACACCCAUCAUUGGUUAGUUUAUUAGGUGUGCUUUUGUAGUAUCAAAAUUUUAUAAAUAAACGAUGUGUACUUGUUGUAUCUUAGGAUUGUUGUUGUUUUAAAUAAUAUUGUCAGGUAAGAACUGUAUGUUGUUAGAAUAUUGUUUUAGUAAAUAAAAUGCAACUGUAGCAUGUAUAUGAGUA
Messenger RNA from Helianthus annuus (common sunflower), 1020 nucleotides. RefSeq lists its product as uncharacterized. Gene Ontology annotation, molecular function: serine-type endopeptidase inhibitor activity. Gene Ontology annotation, biological process: response to wounding. Bases 1 to 855 code for a protein of 284 amino acids. The transcript is spliced from 4 exons. The record is from RefSeq and is a predicted model, not a curated record. Lineage: Eukaryota; Viridiplantae; Streptophyta; Magnoliopsida; Asterales; Asteraceae.